AGAAGCAGCAGCGAUCGGCUGGGAGCUGCCUGCAUCAUCCGCCAACCAAGCCAGGACCCGACCAGCAGAACCGGAGGAAAAUGGCGUUCACAUUCGCGGCCUUUUGCUACAUGCUCGCUCUGCUGCUCACGGCGGCUCUUAUCUUCUUCGCUAUCUGGCAUAUAAUAGCUUUCGAUGAGCUGAAGACUGACUACAAGAAUCCUAUAGAUCAAUGUAACACUUUAAAUCCGCUGGUGCUCCCAGAAUAUCUCAUCCAUUUCUUCUUCUGUGUGAUGUUCUUCUGUGCGGCCGAGUGGCUCACCCUCUGUCUCAACUUACCACUGCUGGCUUAUCAUGUCUGGAGGUAUAUGAGCAGACCUGUGAUGAGCUGUCCAGGACUCUACGACCCAACAACCAUCAUGAAUGCUGACAUCCUGGCGUACUGUCAAAAAGAAGGCUGGUGCAAACUGGCUUUCUACCUCCUGUCAUUCUUCUACUAUCUCUAUGGGAUGAUCUAUGUUCUGGUGAGCUCUUAAAUGGUGCGAUGAAGCAAAAGGACCUGCAUGUACAGUAAACGACCAGACACUAUGAUUUUAGUGCUGGAGUACUGGACCUGCUGGAGACCACCUUCCAGCAACACAAGACGCCAUUUCCAAGUGGACAAACCUGUCAUUUCAGAAACAUUUAGCCAGUUUUAAGAGAAUCUCGAUUGCAGUGUUCCUCUCAUAGCACUAUAGUUACAAAGAUUUUAUGGAAAAUAUGGACAAACCUGAAUGGACACAUUUCUUUUUCUUUCUUUCUUUUUUUUUUUUUUUUUUUUUUAAAUGGUGUGAUUUUUGAUGCUUGGGAUUUAAAAUAAAAUGUUUUUUUUUCUCUUCAUUAUAUUUCCCAGCUGUUGAGUGUUUACAGACUAGGUAGACAUUUUCAGGUGUGCAUUUAUCUGUGAGAAUCUAAGCUGUGUGCUGAACUGCAUUAGCUUUUUCUGUGAAUUAGAUUCUGGGCUUUAAAAGCUAAUUUACACCUGCCACGUGACUCAUGACCAUGACUGAAAUGAACAGCAGAGUGUAAGCCAGACUUGUGUUCUUGCCCACAGAUACAGAAGGUCUUACAACUUGAUUUUGGGACUCGAAGGUACAACGAGGGCUGAAGUGCGUGGGGUGUCAUCACUUAGUGAAACGUGCUGCACAAGGACAAUCAUAGUCUGGUUGUCGGUUAUCACCUUUCAAACUAUCUGAUGUUUCCAAGCUUCUAUGACAAACUGUUGGCAGUAUUUGUUUUUUUUAAGUGUAGACCGCCAUGUGUAUGUGAUCUGUAGACUCGUCCUUGCAGCUUUCUCUAAAUUAAAAGGUAGACUCAACAGUACUUUAAUGUACUCGGCGUUAGGAACACACUCCUGCUUUCUGCGUUUAAACUUUGAUAGGCGGCUGCUGGUGUGCCAUACUGUUGAAUAUACCUUUUCAAAUUCUUGUCAUUGUGUAUUUUGUUAAUUUGAACACCAAAUAUUCCACAUUGAUAGAAACUCUGGCAUUUUAUUUAUUCAGUGUUUUUGAUUUUACAUUUUUCUUUUAGUAAUUCUCCAGAAUAUCAAGCACUCCUCACCGUAUCGCUCAUCUCCAGAAUCUAACUCUAGAGUGAUGUUUUAGGCCAUUACAAAAAAAGUUUCAUUCAUGUUAGAGUAUUUAUUUUUAUGUCUAACAUGUAAUGUUAUCAGGGAAAAAGAUUAUCAUUUGUCACAUUUAAUAAAAAAAAGUUUUUAUGUGUUAGAUCUCAUCAGAUUACAUCUAGGAAAUGAUUUAUUGGAAUCUAAAUAAACUAU
Archocentrus centrarchus (flier cichlid) is the source of this 1795-nucleotide messenger RNA. It is a transcript of the gene cnih1, whose product is annotated as cornichon family member 1. Gene Ontology annotation, biological process: vesicle-mediated transport. The record is from RefSeq and is a predicted model, not a curated record. Bases 81 to 515 code for a protein of 144 amino acids. The transcript has 5 exons. Lineage: Eukaryota; Metazoa; Chordata; Actinopteri; Cichliformes; Cichlidae.